This is a messenger RNA of Microcebus murinus (gray mouse lemur), 1836 nucleotides long. RefSeq names its product CTD nuclear envelope phosphatase 1 regulatory subunit 1 (gene CNEP1R1). Gene Ontology annotation, cellular component: Nem1-Spo7 phosphatase complex; cytoplasm. The record is from RefSeq and is a predicted model, not a curated record. NCBI's taxonomy places the organism in Eukaryota, Metazoa, Chordata, Mammalia, Primates, Cheirogaleidae.
GGGGCAGAAGGGAGCGGUUAGAGGUGGGGGUUGGCGCUGCGGGCCGGGCGGGGGCCGCGGAAGCUGCGAUGCGGACGGGCCCGCGGCAGUGACCCGAACUGCCGCCCGACAUGAACUCGCUGGAGCAGGCGGAAGAUCUCAAAGCUUUUGAGAGGAGACUUACUGAAUAUAUUCAUUGUUUGCAACCUGCCACUGGACGUUGGAGAAUGCUUCUUAUAGUGGUAUCUGUCUGUACAGCUACUGGUGCCUGGAACUGGUUAAUAGAUCCUGAGACACAAAAGGUGUCCUUCUUCACAUCAUUAUGGAAUCAUCCGUUUUUCACCAUUAGCUGUAUAACUCUAAUAGGCUUGUUCUUUGCCGGAAUACACAAGAGAGUAGUUGCACCAUCAAUUAUAGCUGCUCGAUGUCGAACGGUAUUAGCAGAAUACAAUAUGUCUUGUGAUGAUACAGGAAAACUAAUUUUGAAACCUAGGCCUCAUGUUCAAUGACAGUCUGCACUCAUUGUUAUGGGACCUAAAACAGCCUUUCUUCAAAUAAGUGAUACAGCAAAAAGCCAUAAAGGAUUCCUUUGCAGUUGGAUAUGUGAAGGUCAUAGCAACAACUGACAAGAAGUGUGCAAUAUUUACCCAGAUUAUCUUGAUGAUGAUGACUCACGUUAUCAGUGCUUUGGUACCUUUGAUUACCUGUGUUUCAGUAUUAGUGUCACUUUAGUACUUCAGAUCCUGCAAAGAUUUUUGCAGGUGAAGUAUGUAUGUAUGUAUGUUACUAAGUUAAACUUAGAAACAGAAACUCAUUCAGUUUUUAUAAUGUAUUUUUGCAGAUGACUGUAAAUAGCAAAUCAAUGCCAAUGUUAAACAAAAAGAAAAAUGUUGUAUGGACUUUGUUCUCCUGCACCAGUAUUUCAGGAACAUCUGCUUGCCAUCCCACAGCUCUUUAAGACCGGCUAUUAUGUGUGCCUUUCAUUCUUAUACUUUUUUUUUUCUUUCAAGAGAACAGAUAAGUGACAUACACUUAUCUUGUAUUCAUACUGCGGGACAAACAUUGGAUUCAUGAGGAAAACUCAUCUCCAUUAUGUUGUAAGAAAUUAUAGAUGAUUUGAGAAACACUUUUUGUUAAACUAGAUAUUGAACUCCAGCAACUAUUGUGGUUAUAUUUUUCAGUUUAUUGUUUUCAUUUAAUGCUAAAUAUCAUUUAUAUUUUUUUAAUAAUUUUAAGAACACCCCAAAUGCUUGUGAAUAUGCAAGUUUAGUAAUAAUUAUGUGUUGUCUGGGAAUUUGACAGUUAUUAUUUUAAAUAACUGGAUUUCAUGCUGUGGUGGGCCUGCUGUGACACUGGUACUGCACAGGUGUAAUUGAUCAUCCGCUCCACUGCAGGAUGGCGUGGGAGCCGAACCACAAACUAGUCUACAAUUCUCACUGUUCAGAGAGUGUUAAUGACAUACUGUGUAUGCAUAAUAGCCACAUGUACUAUAAUAGCCCUUAAAAUCAAACUAUUGGGAUUGCUGUAAAUAUUUUAAAGUACUAGAGGUGCCUUUUACCUGUUUAUUAAAAGAUUUUGAAAAGGUUAAAUUAUUUCAUGAGCAAUCUUUUAAAUUUCAUUUAACAUAAAGUUGAAAAUUCAAUAACAAGACAAAAACUUUUUAGUAAGGCUGCCAUUUAACUUAAAUGUUCAUCUUAGCUUUCACAUGUAUAAAAUUUUAUUCUUUGAACUGCAGCAAUAAAAUCCUCUGUUCCUAAAAAGUCUUAAGAGGGUAUUCUAUAUAUUCUGCUUUGUUUUAUUUUCUGUAAAUUUUGUAGGUAAAUAUGUGCAUUAAAAUAAAUACUUUAUAUAUAACCA